AGCCUUACCAACAGUUGGUCGCCGUCGUCGUCGCUGCAGCAGGGAAAUAGGCAAACACUCGAGUCAAGAGUAGCGAGGUGGAGGCGAAGCGGUCGCUUGAUCUCGAAAACCCUAGCAGCAAUGGCGAAGGCGUGGGGCUUGGUGCUGCUGCUUGCCUUGGUCUCCCUGCAUCCUUUCCUCCCUCUGGUCUCGUCCUUCUCCCCCGAUAGCCCCACCGACCGCCGCCUCCUCGUCCUUGUUGACGAUUUCGCGAUCCGUUCCUCCCACUCCCUCUUCUUCAACUCCCUCCGGUCGAGAGGUUUCAACCUCGAGUUCAGGCUCGCCGACGACCCCAAGCUCGCGCUGCAGAGGUAUGGGCAGUACCUCUACGACGGGCUCGUCCUAUUCUCGCCCUCCGCGCAGAGAUUAGGCGGAUCCUUGGAUGUGGCCGCUGUUCUGGACUUCGUUGAUUCCGGUCAUGAUCUAAUACUUGCUGCGGAUGUUGGAGCCUCUGAUCUGAUUCGUGAUAUUGCAACUGAAUGUGGGGCAGAUUUUGAUGAGGAUCCUUCUGCUGUUGUCAUUGACCACACCGGUUAUGCUGUCUCUGAGACCGAAGGGGAUCACACUCUGAUUGCAGGCGAUGAUUUUAUUCAGUCGAAAGUAAUAUUGGGCGAUAAAAAGAUCAAGGCCGCUGUACUAUUUCGAGGAGUUGGUCAUUCUCUGAAUGCAGCCAAUAGUCAUAUUUUGAAAGUUCUUACUGCAUCGCCAUCUGCAUACUCGGCAAACCCAAACACCAAGUUGUCAUCUCCUCCUACUCUCACAGGAUCUGCCAUUUCAUUGGUUUCUGUUGUGCAGGCAAGAAAUAAUGCUCGCAUCCUAAUCUCUGGGUCUUUGGAUCUCUUCAGCAACCGCUUGUUCAGAGCAGGUGUGCAGAAGGCUGGAAGCUCGAUUAAGCAUGAAAGCUCUGGAAAUCAGCAAUUCGUGACUGAACUCAGCAAGUGGGUUUUCCAUGAAAGAGGCCACCUGAAGGCUGUAAAUGUUAGGCACAACAAAGUUGAGGAAAAGGAUGAGCCCUCUAUGUACAGAAUCAGCGAUGACUUGGAAUACUCUGUGGAGAUCUAUGAGUGGACUGGGCAGAGUUGGAUCCCUUAUGUAGCUGAUGAUGUGCAAGUGCAGUUUUACAUGAUGAGCCCCUAUGUAUUGAAGACCUUGUCCAACAACAAGAAGGGUCUAUUCUAUACUUCAUUCCGAGUUCCAGAUGUUUAUGGAGUAUUCCAGUUCAAGAUCGAGUAUCAAAGACUUGGAUAUACAAGCGUAUCUCUUUCUAAGCAGAUUCCAGUUCGACCAUUCAGGCACAAUGAAUAUGAGAGGUUUAUACCUGCAGCUUUUCCAUAUUAUGGAGCAUCAUUUUCGACUAUGGCAGCCUUCUUCAUUUUCAGUGUCGUCUAUCUGUACAACAAGUAGCUUGCUAACCAAGUACAAGUAGUUGCUGCUAGAUAUAACGGGAUCUGUGAGAUUGUAGAAUGUAUCCGAUAUUGCACUAAGCAUAAAUUGCAGUUUUGGACUAAAUUUUUUCAUCCGUUCAAGUGAGAUUUACCUA
Nymphaea colorata (pocket water lily) is the source of this 1579-nucleotide messenger RNA. Its product is annotated as dolichyl-diphosphooligosaccharide--protein glycosyltransferase 48 kDa subunit. Lineage: Eukaryota; Viridiplantae; Streptophyta; Magnoliopsida; Nymphaeales; Nymphaeaceae. Gene Ontology annotation, cellular component: endoplasmic reticulum membrane; oligosaccharyltransferase complex. The record is from RefSeq and is a predicted model, not a curated record. The transcript has 13 exons. The coding region runs from base 121 to 1443 and encodes 440 amino acids.